Molecule: messenger RNA, 1065 nt
Organism: Lagenorhynchus albirostris (white-beaked dolphin)
Lineage: Eukaryota; Metazoa; Chordata; Mammalia; Artiodactyla; Delphinidae
Gene: OPN1SW
Product: opsin 1, short wave sensitive
Exons: 5
Coding region: 1-1065 (354 amino acids)
Biological process (GO): visual perception; phototransduction; G protein-coupled receptor signaling pathway
Cellular component (GO): membrane; photoreceptor outer segment
Molecular function (GO): G protein-coupled receptor activity
Source: RefSeq, a predicted model, not a curated record
AUGAGCAAGAUGUCAGAGGAGGAGGAGUUUUUUCUGUUCAAGAACAUCUUGGUGGGGCCGUGGGAUGGGCCUCAGUACCGCCUCGCCCCUGUCUGGGCCUUCCACCUCCAGGCAGCCUUCACGGGCUUUGUCUUCGUUGUAGGGACGCCACUCGAUGCCACAGUGCUGGUGGCCACACUGCGCUACAGAAAGUUGCGGCAGCCACUCAACUACAUUCUGGUCAAUGUAUCCCUGCGGGGCUUCAUCUACUGCAUCUUCUCUGUCUUUGUCGUCUUCAUCACCAGCUGUCAUGGAUACUUUGUCUUCGGCCGCCAUGUUUGUGCUCUGGGGGCCUUCCUGGGCUGUACAGCAGGUCUGGUGACAGGCUGGUCACUGGCCUUCUUGGUCUUUGAGCGCUACAUCAUCAUCUGUAAGCCCUUCGGCAACUUCCGCUUCAGCUCCAAGCAUGCACUGAUGGUGUUCCUGGCCACCUGGACCAUUGGUAUUGGUGUCUCCAUCCCACCCUUCUUUGGCUGGAGCCGGUUUGUCCCCGAGGGUCUUCAGUGUCCCUGCACCGUGGGCACCAAAUAUUACAGCGAGUACUAUACCUGGUUUCUCUUCAUUUUCUGCUACACUGUGCCUCUCUCCCUCAUCUGCUUCUCCUACUCUCAGCUGCUGGGGGUCUUCAGAGCUGUUGCAGCUCAGCAGCAGGAGGCAGCUACAACCCAGAAGGCUGGGCGGGAGGUGAGCCACAAGGUGGUGAUGAUGGUGGGAUCCUUCUGUCUCUGUUACACGCCCUAUGCUGCCCUGGCCAUGUAUAUAGUCAACAACCGUAACCACGGGGUGGACUUACGGUUUGUCACCAUUCCUGCCUUCUUCCCCAAGAGUGCUUGCGUCUACAAUCCCAUCAUCUACUGCUUCAUGAAUAAGCAGUUCCAAGCUUGCAUCAUGGAGAUGGUGUGUGGAAGGCCCAUGACAGAUGAGUCUGACAUGUCUAGCUCCCAGAAAAUGGAAGUUUCUACCGUCUCUUCUAGCCAAGUUGGCCCCAUACUGGCCUGUUUGCAGCAACAAGGAUUUUACAUUUAA